AUGACACCCAAAACGGUCGCGACCAUCAACAGCACCGGGAGGCAAGCCGCUUCCUUCGUCCGCGCCGCCGCCGCCGUCGGUUGGAACGUGCGAGCCCAGAUCCGGCACCGCGACGGCCUGGUCUUCGACGAGCUGUCCGAGUUCCCCAAUGUCGAGUUCAUCGAUGGCGACCUCGCCGGCCCGGAGCGCGCCCGCAUCCUCGCGCGCCUCUUCGCCGGCGUCAAGAUAGCCUUCAUCAACACCACGCACUGGGGCGAUGAGGUGGCGAUUGGCAAGGCGUGCGCGGAUGCCGCGAAGCGCGCGGGCGUCGUGCACUACGUCUACUCCAGCAUGCCCGACCACUCUGCGUUUGGCAAGGGGUGGAGGGCGCUGCCGAUGUGGGCGUCCAAGUUCGCCAUUGAGAACUACGUGCGCCAAAUCGGCAUCCCGGCUACGUUUGUUUACACUGGCAUUUACAACAACAACUUCACUUCGCUGCCUUACCCUCUGUUCCAGAUGGAGUUGCAGGAUGAUGGCAGCUUCAUCUGGCAGGCUCCCUUCCACCCCAAGGAUCCGCUACCCUGGCUGGACGCCGAGCACGACGUUGGCCCGACGCUAUUGCAAAUCUUCAAAAUGGGCGCGAGUCACUGGAAAGGUCAAAGAGUAACAUUGGCCUUCGAAAAGCUGACGCCCAUCCAACUCUGCGAGCGCUUCUCCCGCGGCGUCGGCCGUCCAGUAAAAUACGUUCACGGCCCUAUCGAAAUCGCCGUCUCAAUACCCAGCGGCUACCGCGAGCAGCUCGAAAUCCUGCAAGAAACGCUCGGCGAGAAGCGCGCACCCUACUUCGGCCCGCUCCUGGAGUACCCGCGCGAAGGCCGCAGUAUCUGGGAAGGGCACCGCGGGAUCGAGGAGUACGCGCGCGAGGUCUUCCCUAUCGAGGAACACGACAAUGGCCUUCGGUGGAUGGAAGACGGAUUGCAGACGCCGGUGAGCGAGCGCAGCGAUCUCAAUGGCGGCACGGGGAGUCGCGGUCCUUCGCGGCCCAUGACGCCUUCUGGCCAGCAGAGUCUGCACAUUUCCGGGCACACGCCUCGGUCGCAUCCGGAGGGCUUGCAGGACAAUUUCUUCGUGGGGAGUUGCUGA
Molecule: messenger RNA, 1122 nt
Organism: Neohortaea acidophila
Lineage: Eukaryota; Fungi; Ascomycota; Dothideomycetes; Mycosphaerellales; Teratosphaeriaceae
Product: NmrA-like family-domain-containing protein
Exons: 2
Coding region: 1-1122 (373 amino acids)
Source: RefSeq, a predicted model, not a curated record